GCCAUCCACAAGUCGUUGGUUACUGGCGCAAAUAGCGCAAUCGCGGCUGCACUUUGGUAGCUAGAAGUCGGCGAGGCCAGCGUAAUUACCUCAACUCUUAAGAAUGAACACAGAUGGCAUGUAGCUGACAUUGUCGCUUGCAGCCCUUUGAUUACAAAAUUAAAUUGGAAGGGCCCUGCAGCAAUGCAUGGCAGCGGGUCGCCCGAUAAUGCACCGCCUAUGGGCCUGGAGCUGCCGGAUGUGCCCCAUCUUUUCGCACAGCGCAUUGAUGCAUUACCGGAGCCUGUUAUGAACGAUGUGUUGAGCGCUAUGGACGAGUCACCAGGGCAGAGCCAUGGCUGGAAUCCCUUUCUUGGCCCGGGGCGCAGCCAUAACGGUGUUGGGACUAAAGCGGCUCGGAAUCGUACCGACUCUGAGCUGCGCAAGCUGCUGCAACGACGCCGGCGCGAUGAGCUGCCUGCUGAUGCGGACACGGCGGACUAUUCUAGUGAGCCGUACGACAGCAUUCCCCGCCAGGUGCAACUGCAGUGGCGAGUGUUUGCCAAGCUUUAUCCGGAAGCUGCAAGGGACCGGAUAGCCACACUCUUCAUGACCGCUCCCGGCUGCAGCAGCAUGGAAAGCAGCAGCAGCCGCGGCCUUUCCACGUACCAGCAGCAAUUACUCAACCCACAUCAACAGCAUCGCCAACAGCACCAACACCAACCCCUAGCCCCGGUCUCGCCAGCAGUCGAAUCCGUCUGGCAACGCAUGGGCCUGGCUCGCGCGAUCAGCAGGGCCAGCAAUGACGGUGAGGACCAGGGCAGCAGCAGCGGUGCGCUGUUCGGGGUCCUUCCGUCAGCCAGCGCGCUUCAGAAGACCCUGCAACAGCUGGUAGAUUCGCCAAGUGCUGGCGGCGAGGUAACGCUACCAGCGCACUCGUCACAACGGCAAUCGGAACAGCAGCAUGGGGUGACGGAUGGCCACCCAGGACGCCCCCAGCAGGAUACCGCUGGUGCGGCUGACGUCGGCCGGGCAUCCCUUCAACCCACGCAACAAGCCAACGACCGCAUGCAGGCGCCCGGAGCUAUGGGCGCAGCGGCAACCGGCAAUAGCAGCUCUACUGUGUCUGUAACAUCGACCGCAGGUGCAGUUGGCUACAUGGAGGAUGACCCAAUAGUACGGAACCUUAGUCAGUCGUUGGACGGUUGGUACGACGUGCACUGGGAACGCUUUAGGCCUUUACGGCGAGCUCGGCGGGGUCGGUUACUGGCGGUGCGCGGUGUGCCUCUGCCGCUGGCAUGGCGCAGCGGGCUGCGACUAGCAACGCCGGCAUCUUCGUCAGUGUCGGUGCUAGCAAUGGCGGCAGCGGCGGCUCCUCCUCCGGGGCUUACUGCAGGCGCAGGCAGCAACAAUGGCGGUGGCGGUGGAGGUCAUGGUGCCAUGGCGGGCAGGAUGUUGCGGUGGUGCUGUUCGGCAGUGGGUACGGCAGCUAGAGCCGCAGCGAGUGCGGUCGGGCUGCGCUGCCGGCCCCAGGUGUGGGAGGUGGAUGUGGGGC
Messenger RNA from Astrephomene gubernaculifera, 1534 nucleotides. NCBI's taxonomy places the organism in Eukaryota, Viridiplantae, Chlorophyta, Chlorophyceae, Chlamydomonadales, Astrephomenaceae. The record is from the annotation of a GenBank genome assembly.